UACGUAGUUAGACAAGAAUUGGAAAACAUUGGCGUCGAAGGAUUCAAACAAUCUUAUGAGACCAGCAACGGAAUCUCCGCUUCCGAAGAAGGACAUGUGAUCAACGCUGGAACUGAAAACGAAGCCAUCGCCGUCCGUGGACAAUUCUCUUACAUUGGUGCUGAUGGUCAAACUUACACUGUUACCUAUGUAGCUGAUGAGAACGGUUUCCAACCACAAGGAGAACACAUCCCAAAAGAUGAUCACUAAAGA
Molecule: messenger RNA, 252 nt
Organism: Nicrophorus vespilloides
Lineage: Eukaryota; Metazoa; Arthropoda; Insecta; Coleoptera; Silphidae
Product: flexible cuticle protein 12-like
Exons: 2
Cellular component (GO): chitin-based extracellular matrix
Molecular function (GO): structural constituent of chitin-based larval cuticle
Source: RefSeq, a predicted model, not a curated record